Molecule: messenger RNA, 1562 nt
Organism: Hordeum vulgare subsp. vulgare (domesticated barley)
Lineage: Eukaryota; Viridiplantae; Streptophyta; Magnoliopsida; Poales; Poaceae
Exons: 2
Coding region: 11-877 (288 amino acids)
Source: RefSeq, a predicted model, not a curated record
CAGAGAAGAGAUGCAGCUCGAGUUUGACUUGGGGGUCGAGAUGAGAACUGAAAAAGAAGCCGUGCGUUUUUGCCUAUAUAUAAGAAGAGAACAGACUAAAGUGGACAAGUUCAGAGUGAGGAUGGCGCAGGAGAACCAACACACGGAUGUUGUCCUGCCUGUCGCCGACCCAACUGAGGGUGGCAUUGUGGAUUCUGCCGGGCAGCGCCUGGAAUCGCAGAACGCUAGGCUGAAAAUCGACAUAGGCGAGAACAGGACCAUGGUCAUUGAGAUCACCCUUACAGGGAAGCAGUGCCUUGCGGGUGUCACGCCACCGGCGGUCGACGCAGCAGCAGCACAAGCAGCUGAAAACCAGGAGUACAUGGGCCAGAUGCGCGGAUGGCUGAUGACCGUGGGCACCCUGUUCAUCGGCAUGUCAUUUCAGGCGGCGAUGCGGCCGCCAAGCUGGAUGCCCAAGGAUUGGUACCGUGUGCUGAUAAAGACUGGUUCCAUCCGUAUUCCCUGGUCCCGUCUUUCUCCUGCAGAAAUGGCGGCGCCGGAUAACAUCUCCAAGGAACAAGCCAUUCAUGCCUUCAAGUACGUGGUCAUCAACACGACCACUUUCGCCAUAUCUCUGGCACUAGUGUCAGUGCUGGUGAUAAUGAAAAGGUCGCCACCGACACGUUUCAUAUCUAUGGUAAAGUUUAUGGUGGGGCUCCUCUGCUUCUUUGUCGCAUGGACCUUCGCCAUCGGUAACUCGUAUGAUCCAGCCGGUUCAUGGGUGGUCAUUGAAUUCCUCGUGUUGCAUGCCUUUGCGUUGGUUGCUGCCUUCUUGGGCGUGAUGUGGCUGCCCUAUGGCCAGCUCUUAAGCUUUUGCCGGAGCCGGCUGCCCGGAUAAGCUCUUGAGAGGCCACAACUAGUGAUAAUUUCGAAAGGCUUAUGAUAUGAGUGAUAACAGCUUAUUGAUUUUCAGUGAUGAUGAAUGUAAAGUCUAGGAUGAAACUGCUGGACUCAUGCCGUCGUUGUUAUGUUUGUUAGAUGAAAGUACUAGCAAUAACUUAAUAAAGAUAUCAUGUUAUGCUUGUUAGAUGAAGUACUAGCAACAACUUAAUAAAGAUAUGUUCUGUAGUGAACUAGUGAUUCCUCCUACAUCAAGAGGCUUAGCAAUGGCGGUGGGUUGGCAGAAUCAAGCCGCAUCGAGGUUGAAUAACAUGUUUGCUAUGUAGUUACCUGAUAAGGUUUGGUAAUUGAAGAAAACCAGCCUUUUAAUCUGAGAUGGUAAGAGUAAAGCUAAAGUGCAGUAAGGCAGUUGUCGAGAAGUUCACAGUGAUGUUUAGGAAACCGGUAGUCACCGGAUGCAUGAUCCCCGAUCGUGGCGUGAAUCGGCAAGUUGUACAUGGCGCUGUAACAAAACGAUCUGUGUAUUCCAUUCUCCCGAGUUAACUGUUGAUUCUUCAGGUUGGUUUUCAGGUUCGGAUCCUGACAGAAGCUCUCCAUUUGGCACGCCUGCUACAUACUCCAGUUUGUAAUCCCUGUGCCAUCCAUCGAGUAAUGCUACACCUACAAAGACUUACGUAAAGAUU